Molecule: messenger RNA, 1020 nt
Organism: Linderina pennispora
Lineage: Eukaryota; Fungi; Kickxellomycota; Kickxellomycetes; Kickxellales; Kickxellaceae
Exons: 2
Coding region: 52-843 (263 amino acids)
Source: RefSeq, a predicted model, not a curated record
CGCAAUUUACUCUUGCACAUAACUUUUUUAUUAACAAACUGCUCUCUAGUCAUGUUCUGUAACCUCAUUUCCUCGCGUGUGGUCUCGUUCGUUCCGUCAGUGCGCGCAUUCAGCCAGUCGGCCCUUUGGCAGCAACCUGGCGCUAGUGCGACGCGUUCUGGAGCUAAGAAGGCUGUGAAGAAGCCCGCGAAGAAAACUGCGAAGAAGCCCGCAAAGAAGGAGCCCAGGCCGCCGUCCAAGGCCGCAAUUCUGGAGAAGCAGCUCAGCUCGAAGAAGGCACUGGUGAAGCUGCCCAAGGGCCCAGCGCGCAUGUUUGCUAUCUUCAUCAACGAAGUGACGGCUGACCUGAAGAAGGACCAGUCCAACGUUGUGAACAUAGCCGAGAUCACCCGCGUGGCGUCGCAGAGAUGGCGGGCACUGAGCGAUGCUGAAAAGCAGAAAUACCAAGUCCAGCAGACCGAGUUGAAGAAGAAGUACGAGCAGGAGCUGCGCCAAUGGUGGGCUACAGUGGACCGCAAACUGGUUGACCUUGAGAACAAGCGCCGCCGCCGUAUCAACGCAGCGGUAGCCAAGGAGGGCAAGGGGUCGCGGAUGACUCUGCUUAAGGACCCGUUCGCACCUAAGCGCCCGCCAACGUCAUACAUCGUGUAUGCUUCUGAGAAGUUGUCGCAGUCACUGCCUGUCCAGGGGAUCACUGAAAUGAGCGCCCAGGCAAAGACGGUGGCGGCCCAGUGGAGGUCGCUGUCUGAUGCAGAGAAGGCGCCGUAUGUGCUGCGGGCCAAGGAGGCCAAGGCCAAGUUCGACAAGGAGCUGGCAGCGUACAACGCCAAGAUCGGCGCUUAGGCCCGAGCUUUUGCCUUCCCAUGGAGCGUGCCACGUAUGCUGCUGCAUGAGGUCAUUGCUAAUCAUCCUACCCCUUCCUUCCUGAUUAUACUUUUCCGUAUCAAAUGCAAUCACCUUCAAUCUCUACUGCAGGUAGGCUGGGCCCCCAUUGUGACGUGCAGUGCGAUUCUGUGGCUU